This is a messenger RNA of Prorocentrum cordatum, 985 nucleotides long. Lineage: Eukaryota; Dinophyceae; Prorocentrales; Prorocentraceae. The record is from the annotation of a GenBank genome assembly.
AGGUCAGCUGCGGCACGCUGGCGUACGUGGCGCCGGAGGUGCUGGGCGGCAGCUACGACUGCGCCUGCGACCUCUGGAGCCUCGGCGUGUGCGUGUUCAUAUUACUGUCUGGGUACAUGCCGUUUGAUGGCUCGGACAUGAAUCAGGUCCUCUUGAUAAAGUCUGGCAAGUGGGACUUCGAGGACCCGGUGUGGGAGCGGGUGUCGGAGAAGGCGAAAGACUUCAUUAGAAAGCUGCUCGUCGUCGAUCCCACGAAGAGGAUGACCGCGGCGGAGGCCCUGCGGCACCCCUGGCUCGUUGAGCGGGAGCACGCGAGCGACGGGGCCGUCGACGGGAGCAUCCUCUCCGCGCUGCAGAGCUUCGCGCGCGCCUCCAAGUUCCGGCACGCCUGCAUGGAGAUGAUGGCCUGGUCGCUGUCCUUCGAGGAGCGGACCCAGGUGCGCGCCGCGUUCGAGGAGCUGGACGUGGCCCGCGAGGGCACGAUCACGCUCGCGGCCUUCCGCGAGGUCCUCGAGUCCAGGUUCGAGCUGAGCGACGAGGACGUGGCCGCCGUGUUCCGCGCGCUGGACGCGUGCAACGACCACAGGAUCCACUAUUCGGAGUUUCUGGCCGCCAUGGUGUCGACGCGCAUCUCGCUCCACGAGGGGCUGCUGAGGUGGCCGAACUGCUCAAGGAGGUCGACUCGCACGUCGCGGGCCAGGUGUCUUUCGAGGAGUUCAUGCGGUACCUGCAGGGCGGGGCGGCGUCCCACGCGCAUGCGGUGGCGGCCGACCGGGUGAUCGACGCGGCGCGGAAGUGCCCCGAGACGAAGGGCAGCGCCGAGGCCGAGUCCCGCGGCUGCCCCGUGAGGCGGCGGAUGAGCCAGGAGCUGGAGCAGGCGGAGAGGCGCGUGCGGCGGCGGCUGUCGGCGGGGCCGCCGGUCCACGCGGGCGCCGAGGACCGCCGCGGUCGCCGCCGUGCGGCCGCGCGCCGUCGCCGCCGCGCC